Rotaria sp. Silwood1 is the source of this 429-nucleotide messenger RNA. NCBI's taxonomy places the organism in Eukaryota, Metazoa, Rotifera, Eurotatoria, Philodinida, Philodinidae. The record is from the annotation of a GenBank genome assembly.
AUGACAACUAAUCAUAAACCAUUAUCAAUCAUUGCUAAAUGUGCAUUAUGUUCAAUAAAAACAGAACUGUUUGUUUGUUCACAUUGUGAUAAAGUUAUUUGCCAAAUAUGUAUUGAUAAACAUCAAUUAAAACUUAAUGAAACACUAAAAGAACAAUGGAAUUUAUGUAAAACAAAAUAUUUUAAUUUAUUUCGAUUAUCAGACAACAAUGCUAAAGAUAUGGAAAAUGUUGAGAAUGAAAUUGAUCGAAUACGUUUAUUAAUUAAUCAACGAUAUAUGGAUUUAGUUAAUUUACUUGAGCAGGAGAAAAAUAAUUUAUUAAAUAAAAUAGAAGAGUAUAUUCAAUUAAAUUUAUCUAACGUUAGCCAUACAGAUCUGCAACAAAUAUUUGAUUCGAUUAAUCAACGACUUAAUUCUAUAUUUGAGUAA